This is a messenger RNA of Daucus carota subsp. sativus, 603 nucleotides long. RefSeq lists its product as uncharacterized. The coding region runs from base 1 to 603 and encodes 200 amino acids. Lineage: Eukaryota; Viridiplantae; Streptophyta; Magnoliopsida; Apiales; Apiaceae. The record is from RefSeq and is a predicted model, not a curated record. The transcript has a single exon.
AUGAGAACACUCACCCAAGAAAACAUCAAAACGAAAGAUGGUGAACACAAUAAUAGAGAUUUCGAUUUUGAAUUCUCCUCCGCUUUCGGGUACAAAAAACUGCACGAGACACCUCUGUUUGUUUACGCAGAUGAGCUCUUCGACCAUGGAAUGAUCAAGCCCUUGAAGCUUUAUAAACAUUCCGAUUCAUUACACAAGCCCUCAAGAACCAGCUCACAGCCUAAAGAUUCAAAGAGCACAGUGGACAAAUCUUCAUUAAGUUCGAGGUCAUGGAGCCCGAGUUCGAAUAAGAAAUGGAAGCUGACAAAUUUGUUAUUGUUUCGAAGCGUUUCUGAAGGUCAUGCAAGUAGCAGAGACGAUCAAGGUAUAAAGAGAAACGAGACUGCACGUUUGGUAAAGAACGAUGGCGAGAGGCAGAGAAGGAAGCAGGGUAGAAAUGGUCAUAAAAUGGCAAUGCAUUAUAGAAGCAACAGGAGGAGAGGGGAGGAGAUAAAGAGGAAGACAUUUUUGCCUUACAAGAAAACUCUGUUGGGUUGUUCGGACAUUGAUCCGGGUGUUUAUGAGUUUUGCAAGGGACAGGCAGCCGUUGAGAUAAAAUGCUGA